This is a messenger RNA of Bactrocera neohumeralis, 4517 nucleotides long. RefSeq lists its product as uncharacterized. Gene Ontology annotation, molecular function: channel regulator activity; voltage-gated calcium channel activity. Gene Ontology annotation, cellular component: AMPA glutamate receptor complex; postsynaptic density membrane. The transcript has 9 exons. Lineage: Eukaryota; Metazoa; Arthropoda; Insecta; Diptera; Tephritidae. Gene Ontology annotation, biological process: regulation of AMPA receptor activity; postsynaptic neurotransmitter receptor diffusion trapping; neurotransmitter receptor internalization. Bases 251 to 4060 code for a protein of 1269 amino acids. The record is from RefSeq and is a predicted model, not a curated record.
CGCACGUGAACCCGGAAAGCUUAGUCGCGUCAUAGUGCCGUGCUGCCACAGCGUGAAACUCCAAUAAUUUCGCUUAAACGCAACGAAAAAGUGUUUAGCGCGUGUGUGUUGCAUACUUUACGGCGCGGCUAUAAAAUUCAUUGACUACAAACCCUCGCGUGCAUUUAACACACGGCACACAAAUUUUUAUGCGUAUGUGUGUAUGUGUGCUUAGCGAGGUGUCGUUGUGUUCGAAAAGUGUGGAAUUAUUAUGCGCGAACACACCACCGUGCCGAAUGUCUUUCGCGUUGCAUGCUCGCAAAAUGUGAAUACAAAGCCGCAAAUUCAUAAAAAUGUUGAUGAUGCGAAAAAGCAACAACAACCACAGCAACAGCAGCCAGCAGAACAAUCCGGGCAACAGCAAAAGCCGAAAAUAUUAGUUCAUACCUCAACUUUGACAAAUGCAACUACGUCGGCAACAACAAAGGCAAACAACAUCCGUGCCAACGGCGCAGUUGGCGAAUUAACAAGCAAACAACAACAACAAACAUUGUCCAACGACAACAACACGACUAGUGGAGGCAUAAGUAACGGCACGAAUACACACACAGACAGCACACAAAACACAAUGCAACCGUGCAACAUUACAAAUUCCGCCAUGUUGCACAAUCAUUCGUUGCAGCCGCAUAAACUCACCGCAACGGCGUCAAUUGAACGAGCGAAUUUCGGCGGCAGCGUCACGCAGACUGGGCGCAGAGAGCAGUUCCAACAGCAACUACAACAACAGAAGUCGCAACAAUCGCUUUAUGGCACGCUGCCGCGCUCCAUGCCAGCCGCCGCACUGCAGCGCAACAGCAGCGCCGGCAACAACAAAAACAAUCGGGAUUUGAACGGCAUUACCGCAUCCGGUGUCAUUAACACGAUUUCGGGCAGCCUGCCUUCGGCGACGGCGCUGGCGGCAGCAGACCGCAACGGCAGCCGAAGCAACUCGUCGCUAACAAGCGAUUUGAAUGGCGGUUUCGCCAGCGCCAACGCCACGCACUCGAAAUCGAAUAAAUUAAAUGGCAUUCAACCGCAACAAAUGCAUAAGUCUCGAGAAUUUCUCGUAACGAGGCCGGGCGGCCGGAUGAGUCACUACCAACAACAACGCAUGCGACAAUGCGGCAAUAACAAUGGCCUGCAACAACGCUACGGCAACGGUGGCUAUUUGUGGAUACUGACACCUGUUGCGGCGAGCAUUUCAGUUGCCAUUGUGAUGGCGGCAAUUGCUGGCCCACAAUGGCUUUUCACCGAAGAAAAACUGCCAAAUGCCAACUACAAUGGCACCGCCAAUUUUAAUAUGAUGGACGAUGGCGCCUACAUAACAAAAUACACGAAAUCCAGUCUGUGGAUUUUAUGUACCGCCUUGCAAGGAGUGGACACAUACAACUGCAUAAAAAUCGACUACUUCCCCAAGGAGGGUUACCAGCCUGAUCCGCACGAUUCCACGCCCGCGAUUCCAUACACUGUCACCAAAUCGUGUCCAUUCUUUUUGGCGUCGGGCGUGUUCCUUCUAAUCAGCUUUAUCGUCUUCCUAGUGCCAACCUGUUCGCAUCAGAAUAAUUUAUAUUACUUCAGUGCGGGCAUAAUGUUCAUCGUGUCGGGUUUAUUAAUGCUCAUCGGCCUGAUUGCCUACAUAUCCAUACUAAAGGCGGAAAUCGGUUCGAAGCUGCGUUCGCGCUCCAGCUUGCAGCCACCACUGUUUAAGGUCACCUACGGACAAAGUUUCUUCUUAUUCGUGAUCGGCUUUAUAACCACAGAGUUUGUGGGACUCUUGAACAUAUUUCUCUACAUUAGCUUACAAGAAAUCGGAUACUACAACCAUCUGCCUUGUUUCAACAUCACCAAUCUGCAGGAAAAACUGAAAGAGGGCGAAAUCCCACAAAGCCACACCUACAAAAGCUACAAGCAUUCUACAGCGUCGGCAGCGGUCGCACCCACUGUGCGCAAACCUCAACAAGGCCCACGGCUAGGCACUAAUAGCCAUCAUCAGGUGCACAAUGUGUGUCUGCCGCCGACCACGGCCGAAAUGGAAUUGAAUGGCAAGCAGCUGUUGCAACACACCCACGGUUUUGUGCCGUGUCGCAAGCAUCCGAAUGCAGCGGAAGCGUUCGUCAAUAGUGAUUUGGAACGCAGGUAUUAUUUCGAGAAGUCACAGCAGCCAAAGUGCAAUUUGCAUUCGAAAAACUUUGCCAAAUCUCUUAAUGAACUCUACACUGACUCGGUUGCGGGUCUGCCACCGCCGCCGCCGUCAGCCGUGAAAAUGGGUGGCGUAUCGCAGACCUUGCCUCGUAUGCCGAUGCAGUACACACAAUUUGGCGACUUCACGCAAGAUUAUCCGCUCACCCGCAGCGUCUCGACCACCACAGACAUCUACCCCAGUCACAACUCUCGGCACGCCACACCGCACAUUGAACGCAGAAACCGACGCAACAUGGCGACGAACACACGACCUCUUGACCCAGCAGUGGUGACACUAAGCGAAAGUGAACGCGGCGCUGAAAGCGAAAAUGAAAGGAGUCAACGACGGCGUCGUCAAUUGGCCGACAGCCAGUCCGACAGCUGCUACGAUGAUGAUGAGCCACAGCGACUGUGUGGUUUGAAGCGGGGCAUACGUAAGACUAAAGAUGAACUCUUUCAGGAGUUCUGCAAACGUGCUGGCAUGCGUCCAAAGCCGAAAAACAUUUACUUCAUUGCCAGCGAAGAAGAUACGGCGGCGACAUCUGACGACGAAGCACAACAGCGUCGUCACUACAAAGCCACAAGUCAUUUUGGUAAUGGACAACAUAAUGGAGGUGGCGGUGGACGUCGAGAUUUUGCCAGAAAGAGUUGCCAAGUAGAUGACGAGCGGCAAAAUCCGCGGGAAACAGAUGAGGAUGAUGAAGGCGAGGGUGGAUUUUCGCAGCUACAAGACGAGGAUGAGCACAUUUACGUUAUUCAAGAUAAUCCUCAGUAUGUAACCAACCCAACAUAUCGCAACCUUCGUCGCUCCUCUAUGUUCGUUGAGCCGGCUCAUUUGCGUAAAAUCAACUCCAAUCUUUCAUUGGCCGCAUUAUAUCAGCCCGAAAAGACUGCUCAGAAGAGCUCAUUUGCUGUAGACCGCAGCGACUCCGCAAUGGAAAUCUGGCCUCCACCGCCCAGCUUUAGCAGCGGAGAACCCUAUUUCGCCGCUGCCAAGAGUGCCUACUAUGGUUCGCAAAACCGUCUACACCAGGAUUACCAACCCAACGUCCAAAUAUUUCAGAGUCGCACUUUGCCACGAUCCUUUUUGAAAAGCCACACGAACUCGCAGAACAGCCUUGGCUCAGGUUCGCUACACGCAAGCGCUUCAGCACUACACAACAACUAUAGCAGCAGCCAGAGUCGCUUAACAAACAUGAUGUUACAACAGCAACAUCAACAACAGCAGCAACAACUACUACAGCAAAAUCUUUAUCUGUCACAAUCACAUGCCGCCGGAAUCUACAACUCAGCCUUUGCGUUGCACAAAUCCAGCGAAGACCUUGCUGCGGCGCGCAACAACAGCAACUAUGCCGAACGCCGCCAGCAACGGCCACAGAACAACAGCAACAACAAUGAUGGAAGACUUCAGCAACCAGCAGUACAUUGGCCUGCCGCCAUACCGUCCUCACCAUCCGGCUACGCACCCAACUAUCAGCAAAUCCAACAACUGGGCGCGCCACCGACACGUACGCACCAUGCAACAGCUCCCCACUUGGCACACGCGCUUUUGACACGCUCCUUCAGCAGUAACACCAGCGGCGGCGCCGACAGUGGCAUUGGCAGUGGAGGCGGUAGUGGCAGUGUGGUCAGCGUACCGCCGAAAUUUCAGCGCGCCUACGCUUUCGAUGAGCAGCGUCGAGCCAGCGCUUUAUUGGGCGAAACAUUUGACCCCGAGGAACUUGAGCGUGAAAGACGGCGUUCGCAUGCCAGUGUUUACAGCGGCAUAUCCAUGAUGGCUGGACAAAAUGGCAAUGGUGGCAUCAAUAACAACAACAACAACACUGACCACUAUGACUUGAUUAAUGGCACUGCUGUCUGAGAGGGAGUUCACUGGAAUACCGCUAGCCGGCAGCAAACUGAAAGGACUUUGUUGGAUUGGCUGCCAGCAAAAGCAUCAGUUGAAUGGUAGUAGCCGCAAGCGGCGCUUUGUCGUAUACGGCACAAAGCGGAAAUUGAUGAUUGUCGAUUACCAAAUGGUUGUUACGUCCGCCCCUCGCUAUCACCCCAACAAAACUGACCAAAUCGGUCGGCUUAGUGUAAUUAAAACUGAAACUUAGGAAAACAUUGUUGCACUGCCAGAUUAGUAUAGGAAGCGCAGUCGCGAAGUACCGACAAACGGUGGCGAAAACAUUUGCCAUUUGAAAUUCGGCUUAGGGGACUGUAGAAAAUUUAUGGUUAACAAAAUUUAGUAACUAAGAAACUGCACUGAUUUAAAGGAAUGUAUUGUAAUUUAUAUGUUGCGCACAAAAUUAGAAUAAAAGUACAUGUGAUUACAA